Molecule: messenger RNA, 1567 nt
Organism: Spea bombifrons (plains spadefoot toad)
Lineage: Eukaryota; Metazoa; Chordata; Amphibia; Anura; Pelobatidae
Exons: 2
Coding region: 1-1287 (428 amino acids)
Source: RefSeq, a predicted model, not a curated record
AUGGCUGAUACAGCUUCUGGCUCUAAUGCUCCCCCUGCUGAUAUCCAAGCCUGGAUUCAGGUGGCAAUUAAAGAGGCUCUGGCCAAUUUAACCCCGGCCCUGCCGGCAUCCACCAUUCCUCAGGUCUCCUUCUCUCAACCCUCAGGCUCUGAUUCAGAGAGCUCUGCAGGGUCCCCACCUCCCAAAAGACCUUGGAAAGGAUCUAGCGCUCAUGCCAAUAAAGGCAAAGGUCCGGCUAAACGUGCCAAACGCCGCGCAGAUCAUGCUUCGGCAGGACCUUCCACAUUAGCAAACCCUUCGGGGGAUGCACCUGAUUAUACACCUCCCUCGGGAGAUGCCCGUGAUUAUUCCUCUGAUGAGGAUUCAAAUUUUCAGUUGACCCAGGAACUUGGUUCAGGUGAGCCCUUAACCAGUUCAGAGGCUGCAUUACAAUGCGCAGAUCCUUCGGAAGCAGACCUAGUUUACACCCCUCAGGGUGAAACCCUAUUUGACCCCCGUUUUAUUCGCCACCCUAGGUCGGCUGAGUGGACACCUCCAGACCAUAUAGCCCGCUAUUUGCAGGUCUGGAUGCGCAAGGCCUUAGAUAAAGAGGUGCGCAAUAAACUUAGGGCCGAAUGCCCUCGUCCCACUAUCCCGGGCAAAGUUACGGCCACCCCAGAAUUCGAUUCUUUCAUGGUCACAUAUAUGAACAAAAAGGGUAGAGACCCACGUAGGGGUUUGGAGAAGGGUUUGAAAUCCACACAGGAUAAAUUAUUAGAUGUUUCUGGUCCUAUGACUCAGAUUUUUGUGCUGGCUGAUGAGGCAACAGCCCAAAAUUCUCCCCUUGACCCAGGGCUAAUCAAAGAUUGGGUACAGCGGGGGUUAUGCCUGUUAGGCAACGCCAACGCGGCAAUUUCAGCCGAACGUCGCAAGGCAGCGCUGCUUAGAAUUGACCCCCGGCUGGCCGAUAUGGCUGAUAAAGAACUUGGUCCCAAAGCCGAUGGCAAAUUAUUUGGGGAUCCCUUUAUUUCUGAGUUACGCAAACAUGCGGGUAAUUACACCACAAUCAAUAAGGUCGAGACUUCUCUUAAGAAAGUAUUUCAAGCACAAGGUGUUUUUCACCGGGCUGGCAGACAGCGGGGCCGUGCUGCCAGCCGUGGAACCUUCACUGGCCCUAGAUACAGCUACAGUCCGGUUUCCACACCCCAAUAUAAUCCCACCUUUCGGACUCCGUUUCCCGCUUCCAGAGGGUUCCAGAGAGGUCGUGGCAGAGGUGGACGUGGACGAACAAGAUUUUCAUCUGCGUAAUCCGUUCUCUGCUGUGGUGCGUCCGGAAGACCUGUGUCCAGGAAUUCCAGUGGUGGAUGGUCAGGCUUGGACUGAAGUUUCCUCUGUGGUUUUUUCUCUAUGAUCUCCUCGUUCCAGUUUCAAGUUUCAUCUUCUGCGUUCGGUUCCAUACCAAAGGAAGAGGAGGCAGUCUUGCUGAAUGGGACUUAUAUAUGCUAGGACUGUCUCUGAUUGGUUAUUUGUUUACAUUGUUUUUUCUCCUUUGCUGCUGUGAGGUUUAAGUAAAGGAAGAUAUGCAAAA